Molecule: messenger RNA, 798 nt
Organism: Mollisia scopiformis
Lineage: Eukaryota; Fungi; Ascomycota; Leotiomycetes; Helotiales; Mollisiaceae
Exons: 1
Coding region: 1-798 (265 amino acids)
Source: RefSeq, a predicted model, not a curated record
AUGUCGUCUCCCAAUGGUCCAGACUCCGCAAUCUCAAAUCUUUGCUCCAGCUUCCUGGCACAUAACGUUGAGACAAAGAUCGUAGAGAAGCUGGGCGAAGCGCAAUGCAACACCUGCUAUGACGUAUGGUACAUCAUAGCAAUAUGCGUCAUGGUGCUCUUGUGGAUCAAAUUUCACUCAGAAGGAAGAAAACAGGCCAUCCAGGAGUUGAGAAAUAUGCCAUCGUACAAGCUCCACGACAGGCUAGAAGAAAUGUACAGAGAGGAGGUGGCAAGUGAGAAAGAGGUCGUGCAGUACAUCGAUCGGUAUCAUCGAGUCUCACACGAGGACGAUAGCGUGCGGAUGAGGAGGACAAUCACCAUCGUGGAGGACUUGUCGAGGACCAACUUGCCAGCUGUCAAUCCCUCCCGCGAGGAGAGAGCAACUUCACCUACUGUCAAUCCAAGGACUAGAAGAAGAAAUAAUUCUCCGGUAAAUGCGAAUCGACGGAGCAGGAGAUCUCAGACUGGCAGUCAGUCCCAUACGCAUUCGUCGCUUUGCAAUCUCUUUCUCCAUACAAACUUGUCGACGUCGGCUACAGAAUCGAGAUCUGCUCCAGACCUAAGUUUAAGACAAGAGGAAGCUGCUCGACUUGUGAAUCCAAACACUUUCCGAAACUCGAACAACACGUCUACAGCAGAAAUUUCGUUCGAGUCUGAGGACCUGGAGACGCCUCCACCAUACUCUCCAAUCAUCGAAUCAGUCGAUGAUAAUGAUGAUGACAGCGACCCAGAGGAGUAUGAGAUAGCUCACCCUUAA